AUGGCUUUGAGGCCACACAUGCACACUGAUAGAUUGCGGAGACGCCUUACCAACCCCAUGGUCUCUGUCGUUGGCACCUGCAUUCAGGCCACGGCAAACCACAUUCCCCAGUUCCUAGGAGGACGUUUCGUCUUGGGCUUCGGCGUAUCGUUUUGUUGUGUCUCUGCUCCGACCUACGUGAGCGAGCUGGCUCAUCCGAAGUGGAGAGGUACCCUGACUGGACUCUACAACUGCAUGUGGCCAGUUGGGGCUUUCAUUGCCGGUUGGGUUGCAUACGGCGCUUCUUUCAUCCCAGGCGACGGUGGCUGGCGACUUCCUGUUUGGUGCCAGUUGGUCACUUCCGGAAUCGUUGUUGCAUUCGUUUUCUUCUUGCCUGAGAGUCCCCGAUGGCUCGUCGCCAAUGACCGGCACGAAGAGGCAGCAAAGAUUCUAACACAGCUGCACGGCGAAAAGGACCCCAAUCACCCUAUCGUGCAGCUGCAGAUGAAGGAAAUGAUGGCCCAGAUAUCGAACGAGGCUAGUGAUAAGAAGUGGUGGGAUUAUCAUGAGUUGUGGAAUACCCACUCUGCCCGGAGAAGACUUAUUUGUGUACUGGGUAUGGCCAUCAUGGGACAGGCCUCUGGCAACUCUCUAUCAAGCUACUAUCUCGUCACAAUGAUGAACACAGCCGGAAUCACCGAUGAAAAGAAGGUCCUAGCCCUCAACGCCGUCAACAGCAUUCUCGGUCUUCUAGGUAGUGUUAUCGGUGCCCGCCUCACCGAUCGCGUCGGUCGACGACCUUUGCUCAUCUACAGCAUUCUCUUCUGCUCCGUCACUUUUGCCGUCAUCACCGGUACAUCUAAGAUGGCUGUCGAUGAUCCGAGCAACACCAACGCAGCUAACACUACCAUCGCUUUUGUCUUCCUCUUCGGUGUCGUAUUUUCUCUGGGUUGGACAGCACAGCAGAGCAUGUACAUUGCCGAGACUCUCAGCACCUCCACCCGUGCCAAAGGAACUGCCGUCGGCAACUUUGCCUCCUCGGCUAUCUCGCUGGUGCUUGCUUACAGUUCUGGCCCUGCGUUUGAGAAGAUUGGCUACUACUUUUAA
Colletotrichum phormii is the source of this 1086-nucleotide messenger RNA. Its product is annotated as general substrate transporter. Gene Ontology annotation, cellular component: membrane. The transcript has 8 exons. Gene Ontology annotation, molecular function: carbohydrate:proton symporter activity. Bases 1 to 1086 code for a protein of 361 amino acids. NCBI's taxonomy places the organism in Eukaryota, Fungi, Ascomycota, Sordariomycetes, Glomerellales, Glomerellaceae. The record is from RefSeq and is a predicted model, not a curated record. Gene Ontology annotation, biological process: carbohydrate transport; transmembrane transport.